AUGGAUCGUCAUAUGAAAGUGGUUCAUGACUUGUUGUUGGCUUCAGAACUUAACAAAGAGGUUAGUGCCAUCGGCAUUUGGGGUAGGGCAGGUGUUGGGAAGACAACACUUGCACGGUACGUUUAUGCAAACAUCUCCGUAGAUUUUCAGAGACAUAUUUUCCUUGAAAACUUGGAAGACAAGAUUCUAAAAUUUGAAAGUGGGGAAGAUACAACUUUAAUAACAAGUUCAGAUCACGUUUGGCAUGAAGUUACCGAAGCAAAGCGUAAAAACCGGAAAGUUCUCCUUAUUGCUGAUGAUGUGAACAACAUCGAACAAGGGAAGUGGAUCAUUGAAUACGCCAAAUUGUUUGCUCCAGGAAGCAAAAUUAUUCUUAUUAGCCAAGACAAGAAUUUGCUUGUUGACGCGGGAGUGACUAAUGUGUAUGAAGUCAGAACUCUAAGAUGUGAUGAAGCUCUUCAACUAUUGGGAGAUCAAGAAGAUCGACCUAAUCUAAUGGUCAAUAUUAGGAUACAUCAAUAUGUUAGAAUAGGAAGUUAA
Eruca vesicaria subsp. sativa (arugula) is the source of this 540-nucleotide messenger RNA. Lineage: Eukaryota; Viridiplantae; Streptophyta; Magnoliopsida; Brassicales; Brassicaceae. The record is from the annotation of a GenBank genome assembly.